UCAGUGUAAAGAUGUCAGCCCCCAUAGACACGUUUGCAAAUAAACAAUAAUUUUCUCUAUUUGUGUCUAUUGAUGACCAAGCAUCAGAAAUGGACAAUGCAAACUGGCGGAAAGUUCUGCAGAAGCAAGUGUAUGAUAUUCUGUCUCACAAAUAUGGGCUGUUGAUUGUUCUUGGAGGUGCUGUUCUUAUCGUUGUGUCGGCGUUUCAUUUUGGAGAGAGUGUUAUGGAAUGGAGUACGGAGAAGUAUGCAGCAGUUUUCAAUUCAUUUAGUGACAACCUUGCUGGUAAAUCUUACAGAGAAAGAUUGUGCUUACCAGUACCUAUUGAUGUAGUUUACACCUGGGUGAACGGCACCGACCCAGACCUGAUACGAAACCUUCAACGUGUCAAGCUGGAAAUGCAAGACCAGCUAAAUACAUCUAAAUUGCAUAGCAACAAGGAAGGGGUUGCUCAGUGUGUCUUCAGUAACUGUAUACCUAGCAACAGUAUUGCCCUUGACCCUUUGUUGUCAGGCAAUAUGACCUUGGCCUUACUGAAGACAACUUACCCAGAAUUCACUUCUGCCACUAAAAUGUUUACUGUGACAUCACCAGUGGAUUACAAGAACUACACAGUUAUAGGAUUCUCUGACAAAGAGCAAGCUUCAAUGUUAGUAAACAAGACUUAUAUGAUAGAUGGACAGAACACAACUGCUAUACGUUGUUACAUUACACCUGAUGCUACAGUACAAAAUGGCGUGUUACUUACAGACCAGAUUUUUAUGACGGGAUUUCCACAUACAUUAAAUAGUGAUGAACUAAAGUUAAAACUGCCGGAGAAAUACCAAAACAAAGUUGAUAAGAUUGAAGUAAAUUCUGACAAGGGAAUAGCUGUUCUUUAUGUGCCAGUAAAAGAAGACUUUGAUGCUAUUUUAGCUGGUUCAAACUUUACCAUAGAUGGAAAAGAACCAACUCUUACUGCAGCAAACCUCGUCUGGGAUUUACGGGAUUUGUCUAGAGAUGAGGACAUAUCAGCCAGUAGGUUUGAGGACAAUGAAGAAUUGAGAUAUUCUCUACGGUCACUGGAGAGAUUUGCCCCCUGGAUCAGACAUAUUUAUAUUGUGACAAAUGGUCAACUUCCAUAUUGGCUUAACCUAGAGAAUCCAAGAGUUUCCAUUGUGACACAUGAGGAAAUAUUUAUGAAUGCAAGUCACCUGCCAUCGUUUGGUUCACCAGCUAUAGAGAGUAAUCUACAUCGUAUACCUGGUCUGUCUGACAAAUUUAUAUACAUGAAUGAUGAUGUCAUGUUUGGUAAGGAGGUGUGGCCUGAUGAUUUCUACACCCACAGCUCCGGACAGAAGGUUUAUCUGACUUGGCCAGUACCUAAUUGUAAUGAAGGCUGCCCAUCAAGUUGGAUAAAGGACGGCUACUGUGACAAGGCGUGUAACGUAUCUGAGUGUGAGUGGGAUGCUGGAGACUGUGAUGGUAAAAAUGCUCUACAGAGCCAGGGUGGCUGGGCUGGAAGUUGGGGGUCUGAUACCUCAGCUUACUGUCACAGUGGUUGUGCCAAUAACUGGGUAGCUGACAGAUAUUGUGAUACGGCAUGUAAUGUAAUAGAGUGUGGUUUUGAUGCUGGAGAUUGUGGAACUGAUAAGUACAGCCAGAUACAUGGAAUGAUGUUAUUUCCAAAUCAAACCAACUAUUCACUGCCUCCAGGUAAAAAAAGAAACGCAUUAAAAAGAAUGCGAUUAACGAUAAUAAGAAAUUUUAGAACGAUAGCUGUUGCGAAGAAGUUUAAAGUUCUCACUGUUGUGUUGCAUAGUAACAUGAACAAGACAUGUAUCAACUUUACAAUAGAUUAUGGUAAAGUCAAUCAAACUAAACAGGUAAAUUUCACAUUAGAGGUUGACACAUUACCAAGAAAAGAGAAAGUGUUGAACAAAACAAAUCCAGAUCCUGGAAAAAAUGUUUCCAUAGAAACUAAUACAACAAAAACAGUGACGGAAGAAGUGAUAAAAUUUGUGGAACUUUUAGACAAUGAAUUGCAACCACAAAUCCUUCACCCGUCAUCUACACCAGAUAUAUCAUUACAAGUGGCAAACAUGCCAAGUAAUAUGUCAGCUGUACCAUUCCCGAGUCAUCUGAAGAAACAAUACCUCCAAUUAGAACAUGAGCUCAAGAAUGAGGAGCUGUCAGAAACAGGGUAUAGUAUAAGAUUGAGGUCACUAUGGUUGACCUAUCAGGAUUACCUCAAAUACAACCAUACCGACAAUGAAUCUCAUAAACCUAUUGUCACUCACAAGCCUGUCAGGGGCUUAUCAGGUGAUAUUCUGAAAUCAGGAGGGAGAUUGAGAACCGAUGGUCACAAAAGGUCUGUGGACCAGACAGUAGAUGGUGAUAAAAAUACACAAAGGGAGCUAACUGACAAAGGUCAUCAAGUGCAAGAUAUUAUUGAACCAGUCUUAACUUAUAAGGUCAAAGGUCAAGGCUUGAAAGACAGAAAUAUAGCAAAUGACGAAGCAAGCAAUCAGAAUGCUGCUGCUGCGAAGGAACAAAAUGGUGGGAUAAAGGAGCAGGAAGUAGGCGUGAACAAUGGUCUCAGAAGGAGGCUGUUGAAUUUUGAUGAGGAAAACAUGAAUAUUAAUGAGGUUGAUAUGAAUAAUGAAGGAGUAACAAAUAAUACAAGUUUCAUAUCAGAUGUGGACAUACAACCAGAUUCUGUGAAGUUGUUACCUUGGGAGAGUGGUAGUCUUGCAGAACUACAAAAGAGGAAGGAAUCUCUAGAGAGGUUUCAGUCGGUCAGUUAUCAGAGAAGACAUUUACUGGACACAUUUGGUGACUCUCUACGUCAUGUGAACAAACUGUAUAACAAAGCAUUUGGUUAUACAGCCAGGAAGGUGCCAGGUCAUAUGCCCCAUAUGAUAGAUAAAAAUAUCAUGUCAGAGCUACAAACUAGGUUUCCAGCCGAGUGGGAGGCAACCUCGUCUCAUCAGAUCAGACAUUCCAAGGAUAUGCAGUUUGCCUUUGCUUACUUUUACUACCUGAUGGGGGUGAAACAGAACACUACCGCAGCAGAUGUCUUUGAUGAGAUGGAUACAGAUAAAUCCAAGAUAUUAUCAGAUCGUGAGAUUAGAACACUAGCCACCAGACUGUAUGAACUGCCCCUGGAUUUAGCUACAUUAUCAAAGUUGGAGUAUACUUUCAUCAACUGUUCAAAAUCAUUACCUAUAUCAGAACAGAGACAACCUAAUGCCAGGGAUUUAGAAACCUACUAUGAAAAAGAAAUGCCUCAGGUGACAAGGAACAUGUUUAUCAACUGUAAGGAAGUGGCAGACAUUGUGAAGAGUAAUUUCCCACCAAAAAAUAAAUACAAACAUGUUGAAGUAGACGACUCAGAGAUUGCCUUUAAGAUGAUCAAAUCAAAUGUUUCCACGGUGGUCGGUCAGCUCGAUGAUAUAAGAAAGAAACCAAAGGGUCAAUUUGAUGGAGGCCAUUCCUGUAUUCCCCUUCCGGCAAUGCGGAAGCUCAUGUUCCCUCUACAGUCACAGUUUGAGUUGCCACGGGAAUACAGGAAUAGAUUUACACAUAUAAGUGAACUCAGAGAAUGGAGACGGUACAGGGAUUGGUUGAAGUUUUGGACACAUGUUGCUUUAGUACUUCUUGUAGUGUUCACAAUAGCUUCAUACUUCGGUGAUAAGAUCGAAGCAGCACAGAAAAAGUUUACUAGACGAAGAUCUCCAAACAAUUCCGGUUCAGCCGAUGAGAGAGAAGCCGGUGGUGGAAUGGAGACCGUAUGACGGUGCGCGCUCUGGUUGAUCGCACCAGAUUCCAUUAUGAUGAUAAUUGCCAUUAUACUUUUUAUUAUCGUCAUGAUGGUCGUGUAUGAAAUGAACAAAUUCUAAUUUGCUCAAAACAUCCACUCUUUAUUGUGCAAUAUUCUUCUUUUAAAUAAUUAAUGUAAUAAAUUCAAUGUCCACAACCAUGUACAACUAAAUGUUAUUCUAUGAACUUUAAGCAUAAACUUACCUUAGCUUAAAAUCAACCUGCAUUAUCUUUGUAAAUUUGUGAUAUUGCUGAAGUGUUGCAUUAAAAUGCUUGUGUGUGGUAUUGUUAAUUCAGAACUUUUUACAUAUAACUUGCCAUUUAAGUAUACUUGUAUAAUUAAUUUAUUGUAACAUGUGUAACAUUUUGAAUAAUCAGGAGCAGCUCAGUUUAGAGCAAGAUGUAAAAAUUUAGAUUUUUUGUUUUAACAUUAUCCAGUGUUUGUCUCGAUAAUUUAAAUAACCAUUAAGAUUAAUGUUGUACAGUUGACGUAAGAGUUUGUUCAUAUCAUAUAUCUGGUGAGAUUUUCCAGGGCAUUACUGUGAUAUAUCAUUGUAUAUAUCAUUAAUAUGUCAUAAAAAUAUCAUGAGAAUUCAUAUUGUAUCUUAUAUAUAUAUAUCAUGAUAAUUCAUAUUGU
Messenger RNA from Ruditapes philippinarum (Manila clam), 4438 nucleotides. RefSeq names its product N-acetylglucosamine-1-phosphotransferase subunits alpha/beta-like. The transcript has 29 exons. Gene Ontology annotation, molecular function: UDP-N-acetylglucosamine-lysosomal-enzyme N-acetylglucosaminephosphotransferase activity. Gene Ontology annotation, cellular component: Golgi apparatus. Gene Ontology annotation, biological process: carbohydrate phosphorylation; N-glycan processing to lysosome. The record is from RefSeq and is a predicted model, not a curated record. Lineage: Eukaryota; Metazoa; Mollusca; Bivalvia; Venerida; Veneridae. The coding region runs from base 90 to 3776 and encodes 1228 amino acids.